This is a messenger RNA of Colletotrichum karsti, 1521 nucleotides long. Its product is annotated as phosphoglycerate mutase. The transcript has 3 exons. The coding region runs from base 1 to 1521 and encodes 506 amino acids. Lineage: Eukaryota; Fungi; Ascomycota; Sordariomycetes; Glomerellales; Glomerellaceae. The record is from RefSeq and is a predicted model, not a curated record. Gene Ontology annotation, molecular function: phosphatase activity.
AUGGCCAAGCCGAGGCUCAUUAUUCUCAUUAGACACGCCCAGUCCGAAGGCAACAAGAACCGCGACAUUCACCAGACGAUACCCGACCACCGUGUGAAGUUAACACAAGAUGGCUGGCAACAAGCCUACGACGCCGGACGCCGCCUGCGCAAGUUGCUGCGCGCCGACGAUACCCUACACUUCUUCACCUCUCCCUACCGCCGCACCCGCGAGACGACCGAGGGCAUUCUCUCUACACUGACGUCGGACGAGGAGGACCCUUCGCCCUUCAAGCGUUCCAACAUCAAAGUCUAUGAGGAGCCCCGCCUCCGUGAACAGGAUUUUGGCAACUUCCAGCCGUGCUCCGCCGAGAUGGAACGCAUGUGGCAAGAACGUGCCGAUUAUGGCCACUUUUUCUACCGCAUCCCUAACGGCGAGAGUGCCGCAGACGCAUACGACAGAGUUAGUGGCUUCAACGAGAGUCUGUGGCGCCAGUUUGGCGAAAACGACUUUGCCAGUGUUUGCGUGCUCGUCACCCACGGUCUCAUGUCUCGCGUCUUUCUUAUGAAGUGGUACCACUUCACUGUCGAGUAUUUCGAAGACCUCCGCAACGUCAACCACUGCGAGUUCCUCCUCAUGCGCAAGCAGGAAGAGAGCGGCAAAUAUAUCCUCGAGAACAAACUCCGGACGUGGUCAGACCUCCGAAAGGAGCGGGCCCAACUCAAGGAGAAAGAGGAAAAGGAGAGGACCGAGGUGGAGGGAAAUCAAGAGAAGUUGACAAAGGACGUGAAGACGUCUAGUCUACUGGAGCGCAGUAAGACCUUCAUCGUGACGCGUCGCUGGGGUGGUUGUCCUAACGGAUGCAACCACAAAAGCCACUACCAGAAACGCGAAGAUCUAGAGGCCCUCCGCCUGAAGGAUGAGACCGCCGCCAACGGUAACGGCGUUGCUAACGGCCACUCCCGCCACCAGUCACCGGCGCCCGGCCGUAGGCCGAAGCGAAUCGAGCAAGGGUACAGCUCCGACGAGGACAACGAUAACCGACCCCCACAGAUCGACGUCAACCGAUCCCGCCAAGAGGUCGUUUCGUCCCCGGAUGGCACCCCGUCGUUCAUAUCUGCCGAAGACCGUCUCCGAAGCAUGCUUUCGCCGCACCUCCACGUCGGCCGCGACUUUGGCGGUACCUACUCGGGACGUACGUCCAUUGCAGGCAGCGACACCGACUCUUCAGAGGAGGACAGUCACAGACCACAGAUUGCAGCUAUUACGACGAAGAUCAAGGUGGCCACUGUCACGAACGGCGACAGCAGUGGUGUGAAUGGAAGUCGCAACGAUGUCGUGAACGGGAACACCGACACGAACGGCAGCACAGCACCAUUGAGCCAGCAAGACGAGCUACUAGAGAAAAACGGCAUGCGGCAGGGAACGCGUGCGAACCGCCUCGGCGAUACACACAGCAGCGACCUAGGUUCUGAGGCAGACGAAGACGAUCUCGCCCGCGCCGAAAGAGAGGAUAAAAGCAUCAGGGGUAGUGUGUACUAG